CGGCAUUCGCAACAACGCUCGAUCAAUCCGGUUCGGGCAGCUCGGGAGUGUGUGUGUGUGUUUGGAGAAAGUGUUUUGGAGAUACAUUUUUUACUGAAAGUGUGUACCGUCUGAAAGAAUUGUCCGAAGAAAAGUCCUGGAAUACAGCAAGCAAACCGUGUAGUUACGCAAAUCUACUUCACAGCGGCAAUUGAACCUCACUGCCAAAUCACUGUACUCGAUCAGUUAUCUCAAGAUCUGCGGAAACGGUACAAGAGCAACACUGUGAACGUGCGAACCACUAAACACACGGACGAAUUUGCAGCGCCCAAAAGGGAGCACUAAGCAGCAGUACCUUCGAUGGCCUCCAACGCUCCUCCAACGGGUGGAAAAAGUGACACGUCACGGAAACCACCUGUGAUAAAGAAUCCGCUACUGAGCUCCCAGGUUACCGGAUUGACGCUGGACGACUUUGCGCCGGUUGCGGUGUUGCAGCCAGCGGCACCGCUGCCCACCAUCGUCAAGGAACCAUCGGAAUCAACAGUUCCUACCAAACCGGCCAUCUUUAGCUCCCAGCAGCUGGUGACUGGUACCGUUCCGGAGCUACCACAGGACACGGACAGUUUCAGUGAGAUCGAUCUGACCGCAACGAACGAUCCGCAAACCUUCGCCCAACCGCCCACGAUCGAUUACAAUCCGCUGCAGGAUUUGGAAGAUACGGACGGACGGGCGGGCACCGGUGGUGGCAGCCAGUUCGGAGACAGCGGCGAACCGUCGGCAGCAUCGUAUUUGCAGCAAACGUCGGCACUGACCGCCCAGUUUGCCGCACAACUGCCGAACGUCGCGUCAACGGUAUUCUCGACCUUCAGCCGUGUCAUCAAGGGCAGCUCGCCGGCCCCACCAUCAUCAUUAGCUGGGUCCGCGCACGCUAACGAUCACCCGUCGGUGUACGGUGCGCAGCCGGAAUUGCAAAGUACGCCCAACAAUCCAUACGAGCUACUACCACCGCCAUCGGCAGCGUCGUUAGUGCCAUUAAUAAAUUCAUCCGCGUGCGACCCAUCCGCGCUCUAUCCGCCGACCGCGGUCGCACCGGACCAUAGUCCACAUUUGGGGGCGCAAUCAUCUGCAGCAGCACAGUCACCUCCACCACCGCCACCAACGUUCUACAACCCGGAACAGGUGCCAUCGGCGCAACCACCGCCAACCGCGCCCGGCUUAUCAAACACGUACCGAUUAGGUGGAAGCAAGAAGAAAACGUAUGCUCAUAUUCCCGGGCUAAGCACCACCGCCCACUCUGCAGGCCCGUCUGCCGCACCACCGUUGCCUACUGGGACGGUACCACCUGUGACACUACCACCAGGGCCACCGUCUUCGGCGGUACCAACAUCGUUGCAACCUGCUACGACGGUGCCACCUGUGGUGACAUUUCCGCCAGUAUCAACCGAUAUCGGUGUAUCGUAUUCAUCAUCCAGCCAGCUAACGGAAUCGGCUAAUCAAGUUGCGGAAGAACCUCCGAAAAGCAAACCGUCUCUUUUGAGCUACCUUCCGAACAGCAUCCUUGAGAAGCUUCCCAAACCGGGCGUCGGAAGUGAUAAGAAGGAAGAACCAUCACCACCCAUCGGUGGAAUAUCAAGUGGUUCGAUCGUCGAUCAGUUUGUCGAUGUCAACGCUACACUACCGGCAGCAUCAGUCGCUCCACCACCGUUGAACAGUGCAUCGUUCUUUGCGCCACCGCCGGUGGUUGAAUUCACACAGCAACCGCCAGGUGUUUUGCAGCCACAGGCUAGUUCCUUGUUUGCAACACCCGCUCCUGAGCUAGGCGUUGAAGCGUCGACAAUUGCAACUCCAUCGCCAGCAGCUCCACCGCCCGCAUUUUUCUCGCCAGCUCAAAUACCAACCGUUCGUAACGCGCCAGUAGGCGUCAGUUCGGCGAAGAGCAAUCCGUACAGUUCAUCGCGUGUUGCGGGAGGUGUUGGACGGUACAAGAACCCACUCGCACCGAUUGUUCCACCUGCUGCUGGAUCGGUAUUUUUACCCAAUCAACCACCACCGUUAGCCGGUGGACAACCGGGCAAGCUACUUCCUGAAGAACCGACGCUUCCAGCAGUUGGUCCUCUGCCGAGCGUUUUUUCGCCUCAAAUAGUUCCUGCACCGCCGCAGGUACCGAUAACUCCGGUCUCUAUUUUCAAUCCCACUUCAACAGUUCCGGUAGCAUCGGAUAAGCAGCAAGAACUUCAGCAGUCUACAUUUGGUUGGGAUCCAAAGAUACAGGAAAGCGGUGGUGUACAAGCUGCACCAGCUCCAGUUCCUGCACACCAAGAACCGGUGACGCCCCAAUUGGUUCCAACAAAUCUAGGACGCGAUUCACAGCUUUUUCCAGCAUCGAGUAUCAUUCCUGAUGCGUCAGUUCCGGGAGUAAAUGCUGACCAUAAACCAUCGUUUUCGGGAUCAUUUUUCAAUCCGUACGCUGCACCGAAAGAGCAAGUGGACGGUCCUUCGCCUGUCCAACAACCGAUCACUGUAAUAGAGCCUUCGUUUUACAAACCGGAAAACGUUUCCAUUGUGACAUCAACGGCAACCACUGCCAGUUUCCCACAAUAUUCCGUUCCGCUGAGCAGUGCUGAUACGGUGCGAAAGCAAUUCGCUACGUUCGGUAUUGGUGGAACUUCGACCGUCGAAGCGUUGCCAACGUCCAUCCCAUCGUUCCUUGGAACCGGUCCAGCUCCACCGAUCGUCGGCAGCUCAAAACCGAUCGUAGAUAGUCGCUCAAAAUCGAGCGAAAACGUCCUUUCGUCACCACCACGACCAAACUCUCAGCUCAGCGAACCGGCAGCAAUCUUCCCUGGUUCUGUGCCUCCGGCAGACAUUUUCCUACCGGAUCUUUCCGGACCGCUACAAACACAGCAGAAGGAAAGGCUCAGUGCAGCGGUAGCACCAACACAGGAUACGAACGGCAAUAAUUUGUCCAACUUUUUUGCUGGCAGCACUGCACCCGUAACUGUUCCGGUGGGGCAACAGUUUGAAGAAUCGUUAACCAACGCAAAUCCGAUAUUGCCCGCUGCAACGACGGUGUUUGCUACUCAAACGCCCGAACCAACACCAGCUAUAAAUCCGGUUGAUUUCUUCAACAGCAAUACGCUCGUUUCGCAGGAAACCACCACAGAGAGUUCAAUCAAAACGGGUCAGACAAUUUCAUCCGUGCCUUUGUUUAACUUUUUCGGCCGUACUACCGAACCGGCUGCUCCUACUCCUCCGGUAGCGACACCAGCUAGUGGUGUAGUAGCUCCAGUCGAAAAGCCAUCAGUUCCGGUAGUUACUUUAGAUCCGGCCAACGAGAACCAACCGGAUUCGGCGAAAGAGGCGAUCGCUAUCACCGAUCAAGCUGUCUCACCAUCUUCCGUAUCGAACGUUAGCAGUUUUAGCAACCUAAACGAUCGUUACGAAGAGGAGCAAGGUGACCAGGAAGCGGCUCGCAUUGAGAACGCUUCCAACGAACCCAUAUUCAGUAGCGAUAAUCUGUUCGAUUUUAAGUCGUCCGCCUAUCGGGACGGUGGACUUUACUCGCGGGAUACCAACCGUACCUACGACACGUACGACGGAAGCAGCAGCAUGGCAGCGAUGGCUACCACAAGUGUCGGUGCACAGGAUGGCACCACGACGAACACCGGCACAUCGAUAGCGGAAUCGAGCACCACCAAUAUCGCCUACCGUCCGACAUACAAUCACUGGUUUUAUCGGCGCGAGGUGGAAGGCAAAAGUGUAUGGUCACCGUUCACCAUGGCCGAUUCGAUGGCACUCGAGGACGGGUGGACGACGCUGGUGGCAAGUGGGGACGGUGAGCCGGAAAACGACAGCAAUCCGUCGCCGGUGAUUGUCCACACCGACGGUGGACGGUACGAUGUAUCGAUCAAGGAACGGACCCGCACUCCGGUGUACUGGAAGGGUCCGGCGAACGAGGUUCGCCGAUGCUCGUGGUUCUACAAAACGGUUGACUCGCGGUUCGUACCGUACGAGGAGGAGGUGGCCGAUCUGCUCGAACGAGAGUACAAGGAAGCGGCCACCACGGGCGAAUGGCACCGGCGUGUUACGAUCCCGAACGGUGAAACGGUCGUGUUUCAUGGACCGUCCGUUAUCGUGCACUUCCUGCAGACACAAAAUCCGGACACUUGGGGCGGUGGUAGCUCUCCGGUUCCCUCCACCACGAACCGGCCGCGGGUGGUGAAGCGUGGCAUCGACGAGUUUAACAUUGACGACGAUGAGCCGGAAAAGAUCGAUCAUUUGCUGUUCAUGGUGCACGGUAUCGGUGAGGCUUGUGAUUUGCGGUUCCGGCGCGUUGAGGAGGUAGUGGACGAGUUCCGAAGCAUUUCGGCCCAGCUAGUGCAAAGCCACUACCGCUCGUCGUUCGAUCGGGGUGAUGUGGGACGUGUCGAGAUUCUACCGAUCUCCUGGCACGAUGAUCUCCACUCGGAAGAGUCCGGUGUGGACGAGAAGCUAAAGUCGAUCACGCUUCCCUCGAUCCCGAAGUUGCGCCACUUUACGAACGAUACGCUGCUGGACGUACUGUUCUACACCAGUCCAAUGUUCUGCCAGAGCAUUAUCGACGCGGUGGGCAAAUCGUUGAACCGGCUGUAUGCGAUGUUCUGCCAGCGCAAUCCAACGUUUAGCGGGCGCGUUUCGUUGGCGGGCCAUUCGCUUGGCUCGCUGAUUCUGUUCGAUCUGCUGUGCCACCAGAAGCGGGUGGAACAGAGGCAACCGAGCGAGCCGGAAAAUUCGGAGAACCCAGAUGAUGAUUCUGUAUCGCCGCUCACACCACACCAUGCCGUCGCCAAGCAUCGGCCACUGGUGCGCAAGUGCUCGCAGCAAAUCAACUACGAAGUGGGACCAGCCGGUACCGGCCAACCGUACAUCACCUACCCGCAGCUAAUGUUUCAACCAAAAAUGUUUUUCGCACUCGGCUCACCGAUCGGCAUGUUCGUGACGAUACGCGGAAUCGAUGCGCUGGGCCUGGACUUUAAGCUACCGACGUGCGACGGGUUCUUUAACAUCUUUCAUCCGUACGAUCCGGUGGCGUACCGUAUCGAAGCCCUCGUCAACCCGGAACUGAGCACUCUGGCGCCGGUACUGAUUCCCCACCACAAAGGCCGCAAACGGAUGCAUCUGGAGCUGAAGGAGACGGUGAUGCGGGUCGGUAACGAUUUGCGACAACGCGUAACGGACGUGUUCCGCAACACGCUGGACACGGUGUAUGCGCUGACGGCGAUGGGCACACGGCCGGACUCGAAAGCGAUACAAAAGGAGGUCGAUAAGGUGUUGCAGGAUCAGUUGAAGUUUGAAGCAACCGGGUCGACCUCGAACCUGUCCGGAACGAGCGAUGUCGAUAGUGGCGAGACGAACCUUCCGCUGGGAAAGCUUAACCAAUCGCGGCGUGUCGAUUACGUGCUGCAGGAGGCACCGUUUGAAUUCAUCAACGAGUACUUGUUUGCGUUGACUAGUCAUGUGUGUUACUGGGACUCCGAGGACACGAUGCUAUUUCUGAUGAAGGAAAUCUACAGCAGUCUUGGCGUACAGACGGACCAUCAAGUUCCGCAGCAGACGAUGACGAUCGAGCGACCAAUGGCCGGCACCAGCCCGGUCGCGGGCGCUUCGUCCUGCUCGUUAAAUAGCAACUACAAUCUUUUCCCACACGACGUGCAGCCGUCCCGCGAGGGUCCCGACAACCGGCUAUAGUUUCCGGGAGCGUGUGAAAGAGUGUGAUGUAAAUUCCGAUUGUCUGACACACGGGCCUUAGGCCAUCCGCGGCUGGUCGUAUCCUUAGCUAGUGGCGUAGUUCGCGUUUUAAGUGGUCCUUAUUUAAGCUAAUUUUAAUACCGAUUGCACGAUGGUAAUUUAGAUUCUGUUCUUAGCAGGCAGUGAUUCUAUUAUCCGCGCUUUAAUUGUUUCGUUUCCAGAUUGUUUGUUUGUUUUUAUCUGAUCACAAAUCGUUUAGUCACAGCUUAGCAGAUGUACGAAAACUUAAUAUAUCAGCGUACAUUGUACCGUGCUAGGUUAGGCAAAAAUAAAAUGUAGCAUGAAAAUUUGAA
Molecule: messenger RNA, 6059 nt
Organism: Anopheles stephensi (Asian malaria mosquito)
Lineage: Eukaryota; Metazoa; Arthropoda; Insecta; Diptera; Culicidae
Gene: PAPLA1
Product: nascent polypeptide-associated complex subunit alpha, muscle-specific form
Exons: 4
Coding region: 340-5706 (1788 amino acids)
Cellular component (GO): COPII-coated ER to Golgi transport vesicle
Molecular function (GO): metal ion binding
Source: RefSeq, a predicted model, not a curated record